UUGAAAUAAAUUGAAUUGCAAAAAUAUAUUAAAGUUAAAAAUUUAAUUGAUCUAGCAAAAAAAUACUUAAAUAAGCUUUGUGCUCGACAUUAGCACUAACAUAGUCGUGCUCUACAAAGCUUUGUUCAGCGCGUUUCGGUUUAGCCUCGACAAUUGCCUGCUAUUAGAGCGCAUAGAAAAAAAAAAAAAAAAAACACAAAUAAGCUCAACAAAGCAGCCAACAGCUGUUGAUUUGCCAAAAAGUUUUUGCAGCAGUGAGAAGCAAACAACAACAAUGGAGCCGGUUAUAAACAAAGCUUUUGUUAAUGCAGGUCAGAAGCCUGGUGUGGAAAUCUGGCGCAUUGAGGAUUUUGAGCCCGUACCGUAUCCAGCCAAAUAUUAUGGAAAAUUCUACGAAGGAGAUUCGUACAUUAUUUUAAAGACGACCGAAGACCCGAAGAGCCAAAAACUUUCGUGGGACAUUCACUUUUGGCUAGGCGCUGAGACGACCACCGACGAGGCGGGCGCAGCGGCCAUUUGCACCGUGCAACUGGACGACCAACUGGAUGGCGCACCGGUGCAGCAUCGCGAAGUUCAAGAUCAUGAAUCACAAUUGUUCCUCAGCUACUUUAAAAAUGGUGUGCGCUACGAGAAGGGCGGAGUGGCUACCGGUUUCGAGCAUGUCGAUGUGAAUGCUGCUGGCGAGAAGCGUCUCUUCCAGGUGAAGGGUAAACGCAAUGUGCGGGUGCGUCAGGUGGCGUUGUCUAUAACGUCGAUGAAUCGCGGCGAUUGUUUCAUUUUGGAUGCCGGUGAAGAGAUACUCGUCUAUGUGGGCGAGCAGGCGAAGCGUUUGGAGCGCCUGAAAGCUAUUUACGCUGCAAAUGAAAUACGUGAUCAAGACCAUCAUGGACGUUCGAAGGUGAAUAUUAUUGACAACUUCUCCUCUGAUUUUGCGAAGGAACAUUUCUUCACUACACUCGGUUCGGGUUCGGCUGACGAAGUACCAGAUGAGAGCACAGACGAAGAGGAUGGCGCUUUCGAGACGGCCGAUAUCAAAGCAGUUACACUGUAUAAAGUUAGUGAUGCUAGCGGGUCUUUGGAAAUUGAAAAGAUAUCCGAAAAGCCACUACGACAAGAAAUGCUUAAUACGGAUGACAGUUUCAUACUUGACACCGACUCCGGCAUUUAUGUUUGGGUUGGACGUAAUUCCACGCAAAAGGAAAAGACCAGUGCAUUGAAAGCAGCUGAGCAUUUUUUAGAGACUAAUUCGUAUCCAACCUGGACACAGGUACAUCGUGUCGUGGAGGAUGGCGAACCAGCGCCCUUCAAACAAUACUUUUCCACUUGGCAUGAUCAAGGCGUAUAUCAUAAGCGUUUGGUACGCACCGCAUUGGGUUACAGCACAGACGACUCCGAUUAUGAGGAACCUGAGGAUGUGGAUAUAGUUGUGCAGAAUCUGAAGAAGAGUGGUGGACGCGCAAUUGCUUUUAUGCCCGACUUUGGCGAACGCGAUAUCGAACAUAUUAUCAAGUUCAGCUCAGAAUCGGCAGAUGAUGUGGUGCGCAGUAUUGUUGACUUCGAAGGUACCACACCGCUGAUCGGUCAAUAUGCCUACAUUAUUACCUACAAGUAUAGCGCUAAGAGUGGUGAGUCUGGCAAACUUAUUUAUGUGUGGGAAGGUGCUAGAGCUAGUGAUGCCGUGAAGGAGCGCUCCUUCAAUGACGGUUUGGCUAUGGCACAGGAGGAGAAUGCCAUAUUGGUGCGUACAGGCCAAAGUCAUGAACCACGCCAUUUCUUGAAAAUCUUCAAGGGUAAACUGAUUACGCCAUUCACCGAGGAGCCGAAGAGUGCACAACUCUUCCGGGUACGUGGUACCGACGCGACCGAUGUACAUGCGACCGAAGUGAACUGUGACGCCUCAUCAUUAGCCUCUGGUGAUGUCUUUGCGCUAAUAACGCUCGAUCAUAAAGUCUACAUAUGGAUUGGUCAGGGUGCUUCCGAUUUUGAAAAAUCUUCUGCAAAUGAGCGUUUUGCUCACUACUGGCCACAUGGCAAGACGGAGGUGAUUGAAGAAGGUUCUGAACCCUCGGAAUUCUGGGAAGAAUUGCAUGGUGAGGGUGAGUAUGACCGCAGCGUUAACGAUUUGGGUGCUCCAUUGCUGGAACCACGUCUGUUCCACUGUCAAUUGGUGGCCUGGCGUACUAAGGUGGAGGAGGUCCGCGAAUUCGAGCAGUCGGAUCUCGAUGUUGAUGAUGUGAUGUUGUUGGAUGCCGGUGAUGAAAUCUACAUGUGGGUUGGCUCCGGCGCAUCUGUAGAGGAAAAUGCCAAAAUUUUGCAAAUGGCACGGAAAUACAUCAAACAAGAGCCUACCGAUCGUACUGUCGACACUGUCAGCGUAAUUCGUAUUGUUCAAGGCAAUGAGCCGCGCGUAUUUACACGCAUGUUUCCCUCCUGGGACAAUGACUACUGGAAGGACGAAAACGAAGAAAGGAAUGAGAGUAAAGAAACCUUAGACAGUUCAAGAAAUCACGUAAGCCCACUUCCCACCGACGUCGUAGAGAGUAUGUCGGAGAAAUCCAUUGAAGGCAAAAGGAUUAGAAAUGGCUUUCAAGAAUACUAUCGUGUUGUGACAUUAGAUGUGAAAAACGCCUAUAAUAAAGCAGACUGGGAGCAAAUAAUAGCUGCCUUACAACAAAAUGAGAAAAAUGCAAGUCUUGGCAACGUGAAAGGUUUCCCAGACGCCGUUGAAGAUCUUCAAGGCAUAGAAGCCGCGAUGCACAAUCAGACUCACUGGAGCGCCAUAUGCGAAGCCAUCGCACGACAGCAAAACCCGAGAGUGGCGAAAAUAGUUGGCGCUGCCGAUGAUAUUGCGCUAGCGGUGAUCAAGAGACAUUUAACGGAUGUUGCCAGCGCCAGCAAUGCCGAAGUGGUGUUAAUACAAGAUUGGCUGAGUUCAAUUGGUCUACAGCUGGGCGAAAACAAAACCGACGCCGUGUUGAAGUCGCGUAUAAAGAAAGUCGAGCAAGAGCGUAUCAAACAGGGCAAUAUGUUGGUCGAAGCUAAAGCGCAAAUCGGUUAUUUAGGGCUUCUACUCACAACCAAAUUGAAAUUUAAACAUAACCUGCAAUAUGCCGAGAAGUUGGCGACGCUCUCUAAUACCAAUUUAUUAAAGAAAAUGUUGUUGGGUAUGACUGUAUCGACUGCGGCGUUACUUUACCCCUCCACAGAGCCUAAUAAUAAGCUGAAAUUAAUUGUGGAGACAAAUUACGCUGUGAAGAGAAGAUUAGUUUCAGGUAAGCAUUCGGGUACGGCACAGGAUGAGGAAGCGGAUAGUGAUGGUGUUGAUGUUGUGUCACUCGAUGAGCGUAAACGUUGGAGAAUGCGACGCACAGAAAUUUUGCCAGAAGUCAGGGAACUUGAAGGAGUAGAUAUUUAGAUCUUUGAUGAUUAUAUAGGAUUAUAAGAAAAUGAGUAAUAAUAAAAGUUAGAAAAAUAA
Messenger RNA from Bactrocera latifrons, 3475 nucleotides. RefSeq names its product gelsolin-like. Bases 275 to 3415 code for a protein of 1046 amino acids. The record is from RefSeq and is a predicted model, not a curated record. Gene Ontology annotation, biological process: actin polymerization or depolymerization; barbed-end actin filament capping; actin filament severing. Gene Ontology annotation, molecular function: actin filament binding; phosphatidylinositol-4,5-bisphosphate binding. Gene Ontology annotation, cellular component: cytoplasm; actin cytoskeleton. The transcript has 11 exons. Lineage: Eukaryota; Metazoa; Arthropoda; Insecta; Diptera; Tephritidae.